Cynocephalus volans (Philippine flying lemur) is the source of this 1313-nucleotide messenger RNA. RefSeq names its product RAB, member of RAS oncogene family like 3 (gene RABL3). Gene Ontology annotation, biological process: intracellular protein transport. The transcript is spliced from 8 exons. The record is from RefSeq and is a predicted model, not a curated record. The coding region runs from base 13 to 723 and encodes 236 amino acids. Lineage: Eukaryota; Metazoa; Chordata; Mammalia; Dermoptera; Cynocephalidae. Gene Ontology annotation, molecular function: GTPase activity. Gene Ontology annotation, cellular component: endomembrane system.
GGCAGUGGCAAGAUGGCGUCCUUAGAUCGGGUGAAGGUGCUGGUGUUGGGAGACUCAGGUGUUGGGAAAUCUUCACUAGUCCAUCUUCUAUGCCAAAAUCAAGUGCUGGGAAAUCCAUCAUGGACUGUGGGCUGCUCAGUGGAUGUUAGAAUUCAUGACUACAAAGAAGGAACUCCAGAAGAGAAGACCUGCUAUAUAGAAUUAUGGGAUGUUGGAGGCUCUGUGGGCAGUGCCAGCAGUGUGAAAAGCACAAGAGCAGUAUUCUACAACUCUGUAAAUGGUAUUAUUUUAGUACACGACUUAACAAAUAAGAAGUCAUCCCAAAACUUGUAUCGAUGGUCAUUGGAAGCUCUCAACAGGGAUUUGGUGCCAACAGGAGUCUUGGUGACAAAUGGGGAUUAUGAUCGGGAACAGUUUGCUGAUAACCAGAUCCCACUGUUGGUAAUAGGGACUAAACUGGACCAGAUUCAUGAUACCAAGCGCCAUGAAGUUUUAACUAGGACUGCUUUCCUGGCUGAGGAUUUCAAUGCAGAAGAGAUUAAUUUGGAUUGCACAAAUCCACGGUACUUAGCUGCAGGUUCUUCCAAUGCUGUCAAGCUCAGUAGGUUUUUUGAUAAGGUCAUAGAGAAGAGAUACUUUUUAAGAGAUGGUAAUCAGAUUCCAGGCUUUCCUGAUCGAAAAAGGUUUGGGGGAGGAACAUUAAAGAGCCUUCAUUAUGACUGACUUACACUCAUCCUUUGGAAGAAUGAGCAAACACUGGCAGUUUUUCACAGCUUUCUUCUUGCCGUGUCAAUUAUUAAUGUCUCAGCCAUGUAACGAAAUCAUCUUAAAAUGCUACCCUUCAGCCUCACCCUUUAAUGGGAAAAUGAAAGGAAAUGACAACGUGGGAGGUCCAGACUUUGUACCCGUUCUCUCUGUUCCUCACCUUUCUGUCCCUGUUUAAGAUUAUGUAAAAGCCUUGUGGAAAUAGGAGUUGUCAAAAUGAUGCAGUAAAUGAGCAGUGACAGAGGACUGCAGAGAAAAUUUACUCUUGCCUAGAACUGGAGGGUAUUUAUGGGUCUGUAAUUUUCCCACACUCAUUGCUGAAGGCUUAAUUAAGUACCUAAGAAAUGUAUCCCUAUUGUUUCAUCUAAUAGAGGGGAAAGGUUAUGUUAACCAGUCCUGAGUUGUUCACCCCAAAUAAACUCUGUCAUUUUCAAAGAAGCAAAAAGGUAUUAUUUAAUCGUCUCUACCCUCCUCACACACCAGGAUGCCUAAUAAUAGCAACCCUUGUCUCCCUGUCCUCUCCUUUGCAAAUGGCCCAGUGGCUGGAA